CUUACGUAUUCUUUCGAUGCAUAUAUUUAAAGAAAUGUGAACGGACUUCAUAAUUGUAUCUUACAAAAACAUCUCUGUGAUGCAAAUUGGAAAUUUGUUUGUCAUUUGUUUGAUUUUUAGCGGAACACUCAUUUAUUUUUACAUCACAAAAUUCCAUGUCAUCAAUGCUAACACAUACAAAAUCUCUGGAAUAAACAAUGCGGACGUCAAUCUAUUAUCCGACAACAACUUGACAUAUGAAAUGGAGGGAACAGCGUUUACGAUAUAUGACGAAAUUCGGAAGAACGCUCAAGAAGAAGCAAAUGUGGGCGACGCGUUAAAUAGAGCAAACAGGCAAAUAACUGGAGAUUACACGAAUGAAAUAGAUACGAUAAAAGAAAGAACUCAUGACGAUGACAACAUAGCGCAUGAUGACACGCAGAUUGCAAAUGAUAACACAAUAAAAGAACCACGGGAAAGCGAUACCACACGUUACAGACUCAUGCUUGACGACUUUAGGGGACGGUUGGGCAACCACAUGUUUCAGUAUACCGCCGGUUUCGGCGUGGCUCAUAGACAUAACCUUACUUUCAUUAUUCCAGACAGUUUGGAUCUCAUCACCAUAUUUGAUAUCAAAGCAGAGGUAUUUAAUGAUAUACCUGGGUCUAAUUUGCACUUCAGGAAAUAUUCAGGCGGAGAUGACUUCUACAGGCAAACCGUGUUUAAUAGCGACGCUGAAAUCAAAACUUACGGCCAGUCGUACAAAUAUUUUGAGACUUGUCCGUUGCAAAUAAGAAAAGAAUUUACUUUUCGUAAUCAUAUCAAACGCGAGGUAAAUGUGCUUUUCGAUCGCAUAUCACUAGGCCUCCCGUCCAAUACGACAUUUGUGGGAGUACAUGCGAGACGAGGUGAAAAGGCAAAUAAGACCAGGUCCUUAAAAGAAGGAUGGGUUGUACCAGAUGAAAACUACUUCAAGAAAGCCAUGGAUUAUUUUAGGAAUAAGUACGGGAAUGUCGCUUUCAUCAUUUGCAGCGAUACGCCCUCUUGGACAAAGGAAAUCUUUAGAUCUCAGGCAGAUGCAUAUUUUUGUCCCGGCCGGUCACCAGCGUCAGACUUAGCUAUUUUAUCAAACUGUGACCAUACAAUAAUGUCAGUUGGGACCUUUGGAUUCUGGGCAGGAUGGUUGGUCAAUGGGACGACCAUCUAUUACGCACAUCCGAAGAAAGAUAUUUACAUUACCUCGAAUUUCUUCAAUGAAACAAAAUCACCUAUUAGGCAUUUUUAUCCAAAGGAAUGGCUGCCCAUGGGAUGAAAUCAAACACCAUGAUUUAGUUGUAUUUUUCUAUACCCUCAUUGUUUGUCCGAGUCCCUGUACCCUAGACAUAAAUACUUUGGCUUUUGGAUAAUAAGGAGUUUCUAAAUAGCUUUGAAAUCUCUCUAAUUCUCGUUUUUUCAUGAGAUUUUAAGAGAUUUGCACUUUUUACCUCUAAUAACUUACUUUUCUUUUUUUGAUAGCAUAUUUAAAUUAAGUUACAUGUUUCCCCAAUAAUAACUACUUUGUUUUACACAGUUGUGUCAUUUAAAAAUCCAUUGGUGCAAUGCUAAAAUUCAUUAAAACGUUGGCUUAUUUGUUUGAAAAUCAAUAUUUUCAUGGUUUCAUUUACAUCACAAUAUUUACAUUGACAGGGUCAUCCAACAGUAUGUCAUUCGAGUUCCAGACAGAUUCAACCAACACUUUUUGAUAAAUCAUGAAAUUAAGUGACUAUUGCAAGUUUUUAGCAUUGAAGUGAAUGGAAGUCUGGUCCAACAAGGAUGACAUCUAUUAUGUCAGCGAUAUUCAGCUAUUUAGAAACUAUACAAUUUAAAGACCGUGGUUUUAUCGACCAGAAUGUGAAUGUGCUUUUAGUUGAAGAUAUGAGAUGUAAUAAAUGGAGACAUGUGUAAUUGUCUUUUGCUAAAGAAUA
Molecule: messenger RNA, 1943 nt
Organism: Owenia fusiformis
Lineage: Eukaryota; Metazoa; Annelida; Polychaeta; Sabellida; Oweniidae
Source: the annotation of a GenBank genome assembly